UGUCUUUUUCAGACGAACCUUGUUUUGAUACGGAAAUAGAAAUGGUCCUAAAACAUGAAAUACACAAAACAGUGCCAAAAAUUGUUGUAGAUUGCUGUGAUAUUGUAUAUGAAAAAUAUCGUGAAUCGUCGGUACCGGUUGAAGGAAUAUAUAGACAGUGUGGCGAUUAUAAUAAAAUACAAACUUUGCGAUUUCGUAUUGAUGGCAAUGAUUACGAAUCGCUUCGGCAACCGAAUAUUGAUAUUCAUACAGUGACAGGAGUAUUGAAGUUGUUUUUACGUGAAAUUAAGAGUCCUUUGAUAAGUUCAAAUGAAGCAAAAACAUUUAUUGGAAAACCAAAUCAAUGGUUUGUUAUCAAUUGUAAUGAAGAUAAUACAAGGUCUAGAAAAUUGAUUUACAUAAAGAAUUCAAAAUUAAGAAAGUCAAAUAAAGAAAGUCAAAAUUCCAAGAACAAUCAAUAA
This is a messenger RNA of Teleopsis dalmanni, 461 nucleotides long. RefSeq names its product rho GTPase-activating protein 15-like. The transcript has 2 exons. The coding region runs from base 42 to 461 and encodes 139 amino acids. The record is from RefSeq and is a predicted model, not a curated record. NCBI's taxonomy places the organism in Eukaryota, Metazoa, Arthropoda, Insecta, Diptera, Diopsidae. Gene Ontology annotation, biological process: signal transduction; regulation of GTPase activity. Gene Ontology annotation, cellular component: cytoplasm.